This is a messenger RNA of Cryptococcus wingfieldii CBS 7118, 717 nucleotides long. RefSeq lists its product as hypothetical. NCBI's taxonomy places the organism in Eukaryota, Fungi, Basidiomycota, Tremellomycetes, Tremellales, Cryptococcaceae. The record is from RefSeq and is a predicted model, not a curated record. The coding region runs from base 1 to 717 and encodes 238 amino acids. The transcript has 2 exons.
AUGUUGGAGUCCUUGUCUUCCCGCCUUUCGUCCAAAUUGGGCAAGAGUUCCAAGCACAUACCGACUUAUAGACACAUCUCUGCCACUACCGAUGAUAUCACUCUCGAGUUCCCUGCCGAGAUAGAAUACAGAGUCGAUACCUUGCCCACUGGAACCCUUCUUCCUAAACCCACCUCACGUACUGCCAACUUGCCUCAAACUGCUAUGUCCAAGCAGAAGAGCGGGUGGAUGGCAGAGUCGGGGCAGAAUUGGUACUUGGGCAACUUUUCGGUUCGGGCCGGAUCUAUAGGCGCUUGUGGCACGGUAUCAGCACUGGGAACACAAAGCGAACUUGCAAACUAUCCUAUUCCCUCUGGUGAUCUGAGAGAGGGACAUUUUUCAGGCCCGUUCACAACCAAACAGGCCUUCGGAGGGCAAGUCACUACCAAGGCAAGUGACCCGAAUUCAUUCCAUAGGACCGAGAGGGACUUUUUCAAACAUUUGGAAGAAGAAUCAGGAAACGUAUAUAGACUCGUGAACGUGGAAAUGGGUGAUUACUGUGAGGACAUUGACCCAGGAGAUCAAGGUACUCUGGUCAAUACCCGAGAUGUUUCCGAGAUAGGGGAUCGGAAAACCGCCACUGUGACGAAACGGUAUAGCAAGGCGAGAUGGAACUUUCGCGCUCAACUCAGAGUACCGACAGAAGGCAAUCUACCAGACAAGAAGGCGGAAGAAUGA